Molecule: messenger RNA, 2969 nt
Organism: Blastomyces gilchristii SLH14081
Lineage: Eukaryota; Fungi; Ascomycota; Eurotiomycetes; Onygenales; Ajellomycetaceae
Product: NADH-ubiquinone oxidoreductase 78 kDa subunit, mitochondrial
Exons: 7
Coding region: 260-2563 (767 amino acids)
Biological process (GO): ATP synthesis coupled electron transport
Cellular component (GO): membrane
Molecular function (GO): iron-sulfur cluster binding; NADH dehydrogenase (ubiquinone) activity
Source: RefSeq, a predicted model, not a curated record
GCUCGCUCCUUCCCGGUAGACGACAUCCCAAGAGAAAAGAGACGGGACCAGCAAGAGAGAUACUGCGGAUAUCAAUUGAGCCCUGACGACGGCGGGGUCCUACAUUUACAACCGCCCUCUCUCUCCCUCCCUUCCUCCCUCCUACCACUACCCACUACUCGUUUCCUUUUUAUCCAUUGCCUCGUUUUGCCCUUUUUUUUGGCGUUCUUUGUUUUGUUUAACUUGAUUUGGAACGUCCACAAAUAAACCGUCAAAAACGAUGCGGCCGCAAUUCCUCCGUGGGGCGGCCAGAUCGAGGAGGCAGCAGCUCUCCCCCUCCCCGCGCCACCAGUGCGGCAGAUUCGGUUACAUUUACGGCUCCAACAGCUGUGCGGCGGGGGCGGGGAGGUCAAGGUCGUUCGCGACUACAGCGCCGCGGCCGGCGGAGGUGGAACUUACUAUUGAUGGGAAGAAGGUCUCGAUAGAAGCUGGUUCAGCUUUGAUUCAAGCGUGUGAGAAGGCGGGUGUCACAAUUCCUCGAUAUUGUUAUCAUGAGAAACUCUUGAUUGCAGGAAAUUGUCGAAUGUGUCUAGUCGAGGUCGAGCGAGCACCCAAACCGGUCGCAUCAUGCGCAUGGCCAGUCCAACCAGGAAUGGUCGUCAAGACCAAUUCCCCCCUCACACACAAAGCGAGAGAAGGUGUCAUGGAAUUCCUCCUCGCCAACCAUCCCCUGGACUGCCCAAUCUGUGACCAGGGAGGUGAAUGCGACCUACAAGACCAAUCAAUGAGAUAUGGCGCAGACCGUGGACGAUUCCACGAAGUAGGAGGCAAGCGCGCUGUGGAAGAUAAAAAUAUUGGACCGUUGAUCAAGACCUCGAUGAACCGGUGUAUUCAUUGCACACGCUGUGUCCGCUUUGCAAAUGACAUAGCUGGUGCCCCGGAACUAGGAACUACCGGCCGAGGAAAUGAGAUGCAGAUUGGCACUUAUUUGGAAAAGAAUCUGGAUUCGGAAUUAUCUGGUAACGUUAUUGAUCUGUGCCCUGUCGGUGCUCUGACGUCGAAACCAUAUGCCUUCCGAGCCCGACCUUGGGAGCUCCAACAUACUGAAUCUAUCGACGUUCUGGAUGCUGUGGGAUCGAACAUUCGUGUGGAUUCCCGUGGAAUGGAAGUCAUGCGCAUUCUGCCCAGAUUGAACGAUGAUGUCAAUGAGGAAUGGAUCAAUGAUAAGACUCGAUUUGCCUGUGAUGGACUCCGAACUCAACGACUCACCACUCCCUUGGUCAGGAAAGAUAACAAAUUCGUCCCUGUUACCUGGGAGCAGGCCCUGGCAGAGAUCGGAGGCGCGUUCCGCCGGCUUGCACCCAAGGCCAAUGAAUUCAAAGCUGUCGCCGGACAUCUUGUCGAGACCGAGUCCCUGGUUGCCAUGAAGGACCUCGCCAACAAGCUUGGAUCCGAUAAUCUGGCUCUUGACCAACCGGGCGGCAGCGCUCCCAUUGCACACGGCAUCGAUGUACGAUCAAACUACCUCUUCAACUCCAAAAUCUACGGUAUAGAAGAAGCCGACGCCAUCCUCCUCGUCGCCACCAACCCCCGCCACGAAGCUGCUAUCCUCAACGCCCGCAUCCGCAAGCAGUACCUUCGCUCAGACCUCCAAAUCGGUCUCGUCGGCGAAACCUUCGACAGCACCUUUGACUUCGAGCAUCUCGGCACCGCAGCCUCAAAUCUCAAAUCCGCCCUCGCAGGCCCCUUCGGCAAGACCCUCGCUGCCGCUAAGCGACCUAUGAUCAUUGUCGGCUCCGCUGCCGCCGAACACCCAGACGCAAAGGCUAUCUUCGAAACCGUCGGUGGCUUCGUCGACAAAAAUGCUGCUACCUUCAACACCCCUGAAUGGCAAGGUUACAACGUCCUGCAGCGUGCCGCCUCGCGUGCCGGUGCCUACGAAGUCGGCUUCACCACGCCCUCUCCAGACGUCGCCGCCACAGUGCCAAAGAUGGUCUGGCUCCUUGGUGCCGACGAGAUCGCUGAGGCAGACAUCCCCAGGUCCGCAUUCGUCGUCUACCAGGGCCACCACGGUGACCGCGGCGCCCAGCUUGCCGACGUCGUCCUCCCUGGUACCGCCUACACCGAGAAAUCCGGCACAUAUGUCAACACCGAGGGUCGAGUCCAGAUGACACGGGCCGCCACCUCUCCGCCCGGCGCGGCCCGCGAUGAUUGGAAGAUCAUCCGCGCUGCCAGCGAGUUCCUCGGCGCACCGCUACCGUACGACGAUGUAGAGAUGCUACGGGAUCGGAUGGAGAUGAUCUCGCCCGCGCUGCGUCGGUAUGAUGUUGUGGAGAACACCUCUGCUAGCGUGAGUGCGUUGAGUAAAGUGCAGCUUGUGGAUCAGAAUAAGGGUGCCGUGGCAGGGAACGAGCCAUUUAAGAGAGCUAUUGAGAACUUCUACUUUACGGAUUCGAUAUCGAGAAGCUCCCCGACAAUGGCGCGUUGCUCAGCUGCCAAGGAGACCGGAAAUCCAGAUAAUAACUUCAUGAUUGGGAGUGCGGUGGAGGAGCAACAGCGCCUUGGCGGUGCGUCGAGUGCAUAAACUGGUAAUAUAGGUCCCAUCCCCCAUUUUUCUCACUGUAUUUAUUUUUUAUUUUUUUUUAUCUUCUUUUUUUUAUUACUUUCCAGUCCAGUCCAUUCCAUUUUUUUGUUUGAGACAAAAUCAAAGAGCAGAGCAAAGCAAAAACAAUACAAUACAAUACAAUACAAUACAAAACAAACAAAUUAGCAAGCUAUUUCCCCUUUUUUUUUUCCCCCUUUGUUAGCAUUUGUUUCUUCGGUUGAAUCGUUUAACUUUAAGCUGUUUCUUUUGGUUCAUCAGUGUCUCCCUUUGCACCUACGGAAUGUAUAGUGACCCUUCUCCCACGCCAGUUUAUCCGGGAUGAUAAGUUUCGCUCUCUCUCUAUAUCCCUCUCCUUCACCCACUUUUUUGUUUUUUUUGUUUGUUU